Molecule: messenger RNA, 6144 nt
Organism: Sorex fumeus (smoky shrew)
Lineage: Eukaryota; Metazoa; Chordata; Mammalia; Eulipotyphla; Soricidae
Gene: MLLT3
Product: MLLT3 super elongation complex subunit
Exons: 11
Coding region: 268-1977 (569 amino acids)
Biological process (GO): regulation of DNA-templated transcription
Cellular component (GO): super elongation complex
Source: RefSeq, a predicted model, not a curated record
CGCAUGCUCCGGAAUCUCAUCCUCUGGCCCUGGAGCUGCUGCUGCUGCUGCUGCUGCUGCUUUUGCUUUUGGGGCUGAGUUUAAUAAGCGAGCGAGCCAGCGAGCGAGCAGGCGAACGCGGGGGGAAAAAGGCAGAGAAUGUCCGCCAUCUACCCUCCGCUCCUGGGCGCGCUCUCAUUCAUAGCAGCGUCUUCAUGAAUUACAGCUGAGGGGGGCGGGGGAGGGGGGUACCACACAACACCCCAGCAAACCUCCGGGCCCCCAGGCAUGGCUAGCUCGUGUGCCGUGCAGGUGAAGCUGGAGCUGGGGCACCGCGCCCAGGUGAGGAAGAAACCCACCGUGGAGGGCUUCACCCACGACUGGAUGGUGUUCGUGCGCGGCCCGGAGCACAGUAACAUACAGCACUUUGUGGAGAAAGUCGUCUUCCACUUGCACGAAAGCUUCCCUAGGCCAAAAAGAGUGUGCAAAGAUCCACCUUACAAAGUAGAAGAAUCUGGGUAUGCUGGUUUCAUAUUGCCAAUUGAGGUUUAUUUUAAAAACAAGGAAGAACCGAAGAAAGUUCGCUUUGAUUAUGACUUAUUCUUGCAUCUUGAAGGCCAUCCACCAGUGAAUCACCUCCGUUGUGAAAAGCUAACUUUCAACAACCCCACAGAGGACUUUAGAAGAAAGUUGCUGAAGGCAGGAGGGGACCCUAACAGGAGCGUUCAUACCAGCAGCAGCAGCAGCAGCAGCAGCUGUAGCAGCAGCAGCAGCAGUAGCAGCAGCAGCAGCAGCAGCAGUAGCAGCAGCAGCAGCAGUAGCAGCAGUAGCAGCAGCAGCAGCAGCAGCGGCAGCAGUACCAGUUUUUCAAAGCCUCACAAAUUAAUGAAGGAGCACAAGGAAAAACCUUCUAAAGACUCCCGAGAAUAUAAAAGUGCCUUCAAAGAACCUUCCAGGGAUCACACCAAAUCUUCCAAAGAAUCUUCUAAGAAACCCAAAGAAAAUAAACCACUGAAAGAAGAAAAAAUUGUUCCGAAGAUGGCCUUCAAGGAACCGAAACCCAUGUCCAAGGAGCCCAAACCAGACAGUAACUUACUCACGAUCAGCAGUGGACAGCAAGAGAAAAAGGCUCCUAGUAAAAGGCCCCCCAUUUCCGAUUCUGAAGAACUCUCAGCGAAAAAAAGGAAAAAGAGUAGCUCAGAGGCUUUAUUUAAAAGUUUUUCUAGCGCGCCGCCACUGAUACUCACUUGUUCUGCUGACAAAAAACAGAUCAAAGAUAAAUCUCAUGUCAAGAUGGGAAAAGUCAAAAUUGAAAGUGAGCCAUCAGAGAAGAAGAAAUCAACGUUGCCACCCUUUGAUGAUAUAGUGGAUCCCAAUGAUUCCGACGUGGAGGAGAAUAUGUCCUCCAAAUCUGAUUCUGAGCAACCCAGUCCUGCCAGCUCUAGCUCCAGUUCCAGCUCCAGCUUCACACCAUCCCAGACCAGGCAACAAGGUCCUUUAAGGUCUAUAAUGAAAGAUCUGCAUUCCGAUGACAAUGAGGAGGAAUCAGAUGAGGCAGAGGAGAAUGAUAAUGACUCUGAAAUGGAAAGGCCUGUAAAUAGAGGAGGCAGCCGUAGUCGCAGAGUUAGCUUGAGCGAUGGCAGUGACAGUGAAAGCAGUUCUGCUUCUUCAUCCCUACAUCAUGAACCCCCACCACCCUUACUAAAAACCAACAACAACCAGAUUCUUGAAGUGAAAAGUCCAAUAAAGCAAAGCAAAUCAGAUAAACAAAUAAAGAAUGGUGAAUGCGACAAGGCAUACCUAGAUGAACUGGUAGAGCUCCACAGAAGGUUAAUGACGCUGAGGGAAAGACACAUUCUGCAACAGAUUGUGAACCUUAUAGAAGAAACUGGACACUUUCAUAUCACAAACACAACAUUUGAUUUUGACCUUUGCUCGCUGGACAAAACCACAGUUCGUAAACUACAGAGUUACCUGGAAACAUCUGGAACAUCCUGAGGAUACAACAACUGGAUGCAUCAAAAAACUAUUGUUUUGGUGGUUUGGUUUUUGUUUUUUUUUUUGGUUGUGAUUUUUUUAUUUGUUUAUAUGAAAACACUCAAUGAUGCAACCAAAAGGGAAAAAAAUAAAAAUCGAACAACUUUCAGCUUUAUUUUUCUUUAAAGCCAGUCAUCAUCUCUUGAUAAAGGAGAGGUUAAGCAAACCAGCCUCAGUGGACCACUCUUCUCUCCAAGGAAAUCCCCGGGAAGAGUUAGCCUGGAUAGCCUUGAAAACAAACAAAUCAAACACAACACAAGAAAACUUAAAGAAUGUGUAUGGUAUCAUGUAUCUCUCUGUGGUGGUUCAUUCCACAGGACGAAUGCAUAUUCAACACACUGCCUUAUUACAUAACUGAUCUAUUUAUUGUCGCAUACAGAUAUUCUAAAGUCGUUGAGGGAAUGACCCCACAAGACAUUAUAAAUACUUGGUCCCGUGGAUGCUCUUUCAAUGCAGCGCCCUUGCCAUCCCAAGCCCAAUGACCUUACUCGUAUACCGUGCCACUCUCCACCAACUUUUUCCAAGUCCUUUAACUUGUUGCAGUCUCUGUAUUUUCCACCUUUUGUUUUUCCAACUUCCAGGACACAAAUUCUCAACUGGGGGGACCAAAUAGCCGCCCUGAUUUUCUUCUUUGUGAUCUUUUUAUUGAAAGUUGGGGCCCACAACUUGGCUGUAUCCAUAUAAUGAUCUUGGACCAUGGUAGAAAAUGCACCAAAUAGGAUCAUACGAAUUGCUGUCUAGCCUUAGUCAAUAAACCUGUAGGACUUUGAAACAAGUGUACCUGUAAAUGUCCUGCAUCCAUAUUGUUGAGCUGUCGUCACAUUUCAAUUCUUGUGUCUGUUUUAUGGUUAUACUAGAUAAACAUGGAAGAAAAGGCAUUCCACAGGAUCCUUAUUUUUCAAAAAAGGAAUUCUGGUUCUGUUUUCUAAAGAAAUGUUGUAGAAAUUCUUUACUUGGGCCUAUUUAUUAGUAAGAGUUUCAGCUUUCUCUGGCUGUCAGUGUUUUAUUAUUCAUCUUUACCAUAAAACCUGGAAUGAGAGAUUUCUGUUUAUUCACAUAUGAUCCUCAUGGACAUUUUUUUAUAUUUGGAAAGUUUUAAUCUUUCUUUGAGGAAAAAUUCUUGGUUAUUCUGCCAUAACAGAUUAUGUAUUAACUUGUAGAUUCAGUGAUUUCAAUACCUGCUUAGUCCCUUGCUUAUGUUUCCAGAAGGAUUUCUUGUAUUGGUGAAAAUAAAGAUGGUUUGGGGAGGGAGAUUUUUGUUCUUGAUGUACCCUGUUUUGAAAUUAGAAAUCUGUCCUGUGGCAUGCAAAAGAAAGCAAAUUAUUUUUAAAAGAAAAAAAAACAACCAAAGUACUUUUGGUGUCAUUAUUCCAUCCUCUCCAUAAAUGGAGAAAUACAAAGUGGGAACAGCAGCUCAUCUUCCAAGUUUUUGCUAGGAACUCAACGGAAAAGAAAAGAAAUGAAGAAAUACUUCUGGAUCCAAAGGUUCAUUCACUGGAUCAGCCUUAAGAAAGUCUCUAUGUGUGCUAAUAGACCAGUAUCUCCCUUGUUUAUUCUCAUGCCAGAUGCUGUCUUUUCAUACAGAGAUUAACUAGUGUCUGUACAGAAAAUGGUCUUUCCAGACCCAUUCUUUUGGGUAGUAAUGUAAAUGCAGACUGAAAUGAAGUUUUUUCUGCAUUUUAAAAAGGGGAUUUUUUUAACAUUGUUUCUUUCUAUCCAAAGACGCUAUUUUUUCCUUUAACAGAAUUAUAAUACAGCCAUGCUCCGUGUAAAUUACUUCUCUGAAGUGUCCUUGCUGAGGACAACUGUACUUUUUCAAUAAUGUUAUGACUCUUGAUGAUUGGCAUGAACCGUACUUGAAGCAUUUGUUGUGUAGUCCACUGCUAAAUGUUUAAUUACAAAGAGUAUUUCUGAAUCAUUUUGGACAUUAAGUGACUGAUGAAUUGUGUGGUUUUAGUUGUGUUUUGUUAUUAACUCUACAGGUGAAAGGGGAGGGCAAUGCUUGUAUGGAAUUAUUUGCAAAAUUUAAAAAUCUUUUAAAACUUCUAACUGCUAAUUCACAUAUUCUAAUUAAGCCAGAAGUGUAUGUGGUUUAACUAAAAUGUCUGUGUAGUUUAGCUAGGAAUGUACAUAUGUUAUUUGGGCCAUUUUAUUUUUGUAAUAAGUUGUGUGGCAAAAACUAUGAUAUGGCAAUGUAAAGAUUCUUUUAUUCCUUAGGUUACUAACCAAGAAACUGUAAGACAUAGAAAUGAUCAAGCAAGGAAGAAUAAUGCAGAAGAGACACCUAUUGCAAUGAUGAACUUUAGACCUAAAAUUUAGGAACUAAAAAAGAAGGUAUCUUUAGAAUAUCUCAGAAUUUAAGUCUGUAAAUUGAUAACAGAAUUCAGGAAAACAUCAUCCUGCUACUCAUCAAGACAGCAAGACAUGCGUUUUUCAUGAAAUUUCAGUAGAGUAAAAGUUAUAUCAUGACUUUAGACAUCAUACUCUUUCUCUCAUCCAAUUUUUAACCACAGAAAUAACAAAUUCCCUUUUGAUUAAUUUCAAAUAGUUAAACCUGAAAGUAGCUCAUACAGAUCUGUCACCUUUAUAUACACUCACUUUUGAAACCUGUUGAAAAAUAUUUAGGCACAUGUAUAUCCUACUAGUGACUUUGAUUUUUAAGCACAAAGGAUAAAUGGCAGGGUUUAAUUUCUUUGGUAUAUGAAUAUAAUAUUUCAAAUAAAAUGAAUUGGAUGAGUGUGCCUCUGAUUUGAGCCCACCAGAGUAUGAUAAGCUUUCCUUAAAAUUUCCCCCAAUAAUUUGAGGGGCUGAAAUGUUUGUACAGAACUUUUCUUUUUCCUUCUAAAUUAGCUUUUACCUCUAGUUUUGCAGCAAUAUAUAUAUAUAUGAGAGGGGAUGUUUCUAGCAGGAUAUAGCGGUCAAGUUAAUAUGAAUGUACACAGUUAUAUCAUGUUUUCAUCAUAAUCCACUGCUCUGUGUAAACAAAUGUGUAUGUCUAUAUAUGCUUGCAUAUUAUGUCAAAAUAGAAACACAGUAAAACUGGAGAUCAGGAGACACAAAUGCUAGAAGACAAAAAUUGAAUAUUUUAAGCAUGUUUAAAUUGCUUAGAAAAUCUCUAAUCUGAACAUCUACCCACCUUUUUGUGGAAAGAGCCAAUAAAAUUGGUUAUCUUUCACUAAAGUUUUUUCCCAGCAGAAAAAGGUUUUGCUCAUAUCUUUUGCGAAUCCACCUUACAAAGUCCAUAUAGGUCUGCAACAUCCCAAGUAUGGUUUCAAGCCCCACACAUAUUAACAGGUUUUCAUACUUGUUCAAGAGAGAUGUGACUCUUACAUAUUUUAACUCUACCUAUGUAAUGGAGUUGGAUGUUUAGUGUUGGAACUGUUCAGUGUUUGUGUUUGGUGGCUUGUGUUCAUUUUUCUCACCGUGGAAGUGAUCAGCGCUGAAGUAGCUUGCUGUAUGCUUAUUGCUUUCCACCUUUAGCGUUUUGUAUACAAAUGCAUACACAUUCAUACAUUAUAAUCUUGCUUUGAACUGUUGCUCUAAAUUCAUGACUAUGAUAAAGACUACUACAGCUGCUUAGUUUAGUCUUGGGCUGGAAGUCUACAUCUUUGGACCUCUUUUGCUUUGUAUGAUGCUUUUUAUGGUAGGCACUACCAUCCCUGAAUAUUACUUGUAAAGAUGCAUCAAAGUCAAUAUAAAAGGAAGACAAAGCCACCACUGUCUGUAAACUGUAAAUAUGUAUUUUGGCGCUUGUACUCCAGUAUUCUGAAAAUAGUUAUGAUGGAAAUGCUGACAGAUCCUUUAUGGUGGCCAGAGCUACCAUGCAGUGCAAAAAUAAAUUAAGUAAAAAAUGUAUUCUUGAGAUUAACAAUGCAAGGCCAAUACGUUUUAUAAAUCUGUCAGUAUCUUUUUUAAAUGGAGUGUGUAUGUGUAGUUCUGUUGAAAGAUACACUGUGUAUGUAUGUGUAGAUACUACUAUGUGAACUGCAAGGCAUUCGUAAGAUGUAUUUCCCGUCUCGAAAACACAUGUUGAAAUGUAAGUACAGAUUGACAGAAAUAGGUGUUUUACUUAAAUUUAUAUCUAAUCUAUUGUGGUUCCGUUUUCUUUACAAUAUAUAGUCUUACUGA